GGUAUCAAGGAGGUAAGCCAACACUUCCAUCAUGCGUGAAUACAAGCUAGUGGUUCUUGGUUCAGGAGGUGUUGGAAAGUCUGCUCUGUAAAAUUCCAAAUGAACAAGGUGAUAAUUCCACUUCCAGACUGCAGGAUGUGUUUGGAGGUGUACCAUUGCUUACUCAGCCAUGAAUUUUUUUUAAUCAUGGAUGCAUCGGGGCCAGAUUGGGGAGCCAACUUGGGCAAACCUACAGAUACCAGACCGUACAGUUUGUUCAAGGAAUAUUUGUUGAAAAAUACGAUCCAACGAUAGAAGACUCUUACAGAAAGCAAGUUGAAGUAGAUGCACAACAGUGUAUGCUUGAAAUCUUAGAUACUGCAGGAACGGAACAGUUUACGGCAAUGAGAGACCUCUACAUGAAAAAUGGACAAGGCUUUGCAUUAGUAUAUUCUAUCACAGCACAAUCCACAUUUAAUGAUUUACAGGACCUACGAGAACAGAUUCUUCGAGUCAAAGACACUGAUGAUGUGCCUAUGAUUCUGGUUGGCAACAAGUGUGACUUGGAAGAUGAAAGAGUUGUGGGAAAGGAACAAGGUCAGAACCUAGCAAGGCAAUGGAAUAAUUGCGCAUUCUUAGAGUCAUCUGCAAAAUCAAAGAUAAAUGUUAAUGAGAUCUUUUAUGACCUUGUGCGGCAAAUUAACAGAAAAACUCCAGUGCCUGGAAAAGCACGCAAAAAGUCAUCUUGUCAGCUACUUUAAUGCAUAGCUGUACUGUAGCUCUGAGCCAGGUCUGAAGAACUGUUGCCCAAUUCAACAGUGCCAGCAUUCCAACUUUAUUAAACCUACCAACAUCAUAAAUGGACUUUCCUGUGGUGGUACCCUUUAAGAAAU
Gavialis gangeticus (Gharial) is the source of this 872-nucleotide messenger RNA. It is a transcript of the gene RAP1B, whose product is annotated as RAP1B, member of RAS oncogene family. Gene Ontology annotation, cellular component: plasma membrane. The coding region runs from base 339 to 740 and encodes 133 amino acids. NCBI's taxonomy places the organism in Eukaryota, Metazoa, Chordata, Crocodylia, Gavialidae. Gene Ontology annotation, molecular function: GDP binding; GTPase activity; GTP binding. The transcript has 8 exons. The record is from RefSeq and is a predicted model, not a curated record. Gene Ontology annotation, biological process: negative regulation of synaptic vesicle exocytosis; Rap protein signal transduction; cellular response to cAMP.